Aureobasidium melanogenum CBS 110374 is the source of this 822-nucleotide messenger RNA. RefSeq lists its product as uncharacterized. Gene Ontology annotation, cellular component: cytoplasm; nucleus. The coding region runs from base 1 to 822 and encodes 273 amino acids. Lineage: Eukaryota; Fungi; Ascomycota; Dothideomycetes; Dothideales; Saccotheciaceae. The record is from RefSeq and is a predicted model, not a curated record. The transcript is spliced from 2 exons.
AUGCCUCCUAACUCAAAAUCCACAAACACCAAAUCUCGAAGACUGAAGAUUCUCAUGUUGCAUGGCUACACACAAUCUGGCCCUCUUUUCCAAGCAAAAACCCAACGCAUCAAAAAACUACUUGAGAAAUCUCUUGCCGGUUUACCCAUCAAAAUUGAAGUUCCCAUCAAUGGCAUCGACCUCUUUUAUCCCACCGGUCCUUUCAAAGUCUCUUCUGCAGAUCUCAACGGAGCAGAAGUCAGAGAAGACGCAAACGGAUGGUGGAAACUGCGAGAACGCGGUCAACUUCAAGAAGGUGUAGAUGUCGGUAUCGACCAAGUGGCAAAAGUGCUUAAAGAAUUUGGUCCUAUGGAUGGAGUUAUGGGGUUCAGUCAAGGUGCUGCUCUGGCUGCUAUGGUGGUUUCUCUGCUUGAACCUGGCCGAGAAGAGGCAUUUGGGAAGGUGCAAGGAGGUAUGAAAUACCCGCAGGAGAUCAAGGAGUUGCAACAUCCACCGUUGAGGUUUGGGGUUUGCUUUUCGGGGUUGUUGAAUAAGCAUGAGGCGUAUACUGCGUUUUACGAGCCGAAGAUUCAUACGCCGAUACUGCAUGUUCUGGGCAGUAUGGAUACUAUUGUGGAGGAGAGUGAGUCGUUGGCGCUUGCGGAACGAUGUGCUGAUGGUGGGAAGGGCAUGGUUAUCAGACAUGCUGGCACGCAUACUGUGCCAACAAGUGAUAGGGACAUUGCAGCUGUUAUACAGUUCAUCCGCAAUGCGUUUCCCAUUGAGGAUGCAACUGCGAAGAAAGACGAGGAAGACGUUUUGGACAUGGAUAUGCCUUUUUAG